This is a messenger RNA of Saccostrea echinata, 3063 nucleotides long. RefSeq lists its product as uncharacterized. The transcript has 10 exons. The record is from RefSeq and is a predicted model, not a curated record. The coding region runs from base 518 to 2989 and encodes 823 amino acids. Lineage: Eukaryota; Metazoa; Mollusca; Bivalvia; Ostreida; Ostreidae.
AACAGGAAACAGUGAAACAAUUGUCAACAUGGGGAACAGCUUUGCUUUUGAUUUAGAUUUUGAAGAUAACGGAGACUGAAUGGAAAAGAAACAGCAUCAAAAUUAUCCUUUAGUGCAUUGUUGUCAUUUUUUCUCAAAGAAUGAGAAACGAUUGAGGAACAAAAAAAAUGAGUUUCAGCCGAAAAAUUGACCUGUAGGUACAUGUAUCAAUAACAAAAGGGACAUAUACAGCAAAAAUUUGCUUUUGAUUUAAAUUUUUUUAGAUAACAGAUGCUGAGUGCAACGGAAACAUCUUAACUUCGGUAAGAUUUAUGUCCUGCACUCCUAUCCCACAGUAGCCCAUGAGGUCUUGACAAAUUUAAUUAGGUUUUAGAGUCUUAAACUGAAUAAGAGAUAAAAUAAGCAAAUGUGCUGAAAUGACAUAAAAGGCUUAUGUGACUCCAUUUUGGAGCUUCCAUCCUCCACAUUUUACACCAAGCCCCUCACUUUUGCUGCGAGAAUUACAUGGACAUAAAAAAUGUCAACUAUUUGGACAAUGGCGAUCUGUUUAUUCUUCGUUCCGGUGACACAAGCCGCUCAGGAUUACGUGUAUGUUUCGGCAUGUCCUCGUGGAUCUUCAGAAUGGCAAGCAGAGGCCACACGGAAAAAAUGUCAGGAGCCAACGCCCGACUAUCUGUGUGCAGCGAUAGAAAAUUCUCCUGGCCAGUACGGUGAAAUUUGCACCAAAUAUGGUUUGUCCCCAUCAGGGACUUGUGCAGUUCUCAAUGCACAGACGUAUAACUUGGACUCGGUUCCGUGUGUGGCACCGGUGGGGUGCCCAGACAAGCCCUACAACCCAGGAGAACUUUAUAAUUGGCCAGUUUGUUUCGAAGAUUUUUAUGGAAAUAAAAGGACUACAUCAAGUGUUAUAACCAAAGUUUACGAAUCUACAACAGAACAUUCAAAUAUAACUUCCGUUGAUCCUACCGGUGAUACACAAGAUGGGGAUUCUGGACUGGUUGCUGGAAUCAUCAUAGUGUUUCUGCUGGUUUUAGUUGUCUCCCUAGUAACGCUUUACAUUCUGGAUAAGAGGAACAAGUGGGGUCUGAGGAAGGCUAUAAGAAAACGUUUAAUAGAUAGAUUUGGUCGAUUACAUGCUCAGAGAGAAGAAAGUGCCUUAAAAAGAGAUGAAGAACAGGCAGAAAAUGAAGAAGGUGAUAUUGGAAAGGAAUGUUUGCUGUCAAGUAAUACAGGGAAAGAUUUUCUGCUGUCAGAUACAUAUGAAGAACCCUUAUCAGGAAUAAAAACUAGUAAAGGAGAUGGUGUAUCAAUUGUUGAAAAAGACGUAUCAUGGAAACUUACAGGUCUUCAACGCUACCUUGUUGUUUGUCUAAAGCACUAUAUAGGCAUCGAAGAAUUGAAAGAAAAAGUAAUUCUUUUCAAAAGUUCUCUGGACGAACAUUUCAACGAGGUAUUGCUAGAACCCUUACAAAGACUACAGUCUCCUGAUGAUUAUGAAGAAGUGGAUAUAUUAGUAGUUUACAAUCUUCUUCGUAAUGUUUGUGAACACAUAUAUCCCCCUAAACGGGGAUGGGACUACGAACCCGAUGAAACUGACUUAGGACUGGGAGCUGAUAUUGAGAGGGCACGCCUAAUGUGGAAUAGAUAUUGCGAUGGAAAGACUGUAUUUGAUGACUUGGAUGCUUUAUAUGAAAGAAUGCAGGAAAGAUAUGGAAAUAUUGCGGUGAACAUUAAUGAAAAGCAGGAUGUCGACCAGUGCCAAAUGCCUAAAGAAAAAAUAUCGCCAAGUGUUCAACUAAAACCUGCAUGCGAAGUUAGAAGUGGGGUUGUCAUAAGAAAACAAACAACGUCGGUAAAGGAAAUCCUAAAUGAAAGUGGUUUAGCGAUUUGUAAAGGUGCCAUAGGAUGUGGGAAGACUAGUUUUCUUAAAUACUUCGAUGAACUAUACCGAGGAUUAGGCUGGAUUGUAAAAUGGAGGGAGGAGGUUGUCAACAGUAAUGAUGUCUUUGUGAGAGAAAAUGAGAAGAUUCUUUUAUGUUGCGAUAACUUUUUUGGAACCUUUGACCGAUGUGCCUACAGUGCCACGUCAGAAAUUAUUAAUUUUUUAAAUCAUCGAGAAAAAGAUGAUGGUGGCCAACUGAAAAUCCUGCUGGCUAUUCAUGAUCAUGUAUAUGAUGAGUUGCAGAAGAAUACCUCGAUAAAUAUUCUACAAAAUAAACGUGCAGUAGUUGACUUGAACGAGAUAACCAAUGCUGAACAGAUGCUAAUUUUUAAAGAGCAAAGAAAGAAUGGUCAUUGUACCAUUGAUCCGAAAUGUUGGUUCCGAAGGGUUGACUUUGAAUCGCUGAAAAAUGCAUUAAAACGGAAUUCAGGAUUAAUUGGUGAUCCAGCUUUAACUUUACUAUAUUGUAACCAUCAUGACAUAUUUGCCAAAAAAGAAGCCACAUUAAACCCUCUGAAAACACUGUGCUCUUUAUUUCAGAAUAUUUCAGGAAAACCAAAGUUAUUCAAUAUUCUUGUGUUCAUCUUGUUUAUUAAAACACAUACCUUUGAUAAGGAGAUGCCAGCCUGGGCUGCAGCGGAACCGUUUGGACUAACAACUGAUGAGAUCCGGGAAAAUGUCCGACAUCUUCAUGGAUAUCUUGAUGUUUCUGUUGAUGGAAGGACAAUGAAAAUGAAACAUGAAUUGUUAAGCAUCGGUUUGUUCCACAUUUGUGCAAGGGAUCCUAUCUAUUUACCUGCUCUUUUAAAUCAUUGCCACUUUCAGAUGAUAGAAGAACUCUUUCGUCCAUCCAACUCUGAAACCCAGUCAGACUUUUCCAUCAUAUUGGAUGAAACCAAUUUCCAAACAUUAAUUUCUAGAAUUAUGAGAGACAAUAUGUAUGUGAACCUUAUAAAUCACCCUUUCUUGCAAAAUACUCAAUUCUGUUUGAAUUUGAAAAAUAGUUGUCCGGAUGACCUUUGGAAACGUUUCUUUUCAAAAAAGUGAUAUAGCAUACUAUUUAAUGCAGAAGACUCAUUUAUAUACUCAAGAUACUCUGAAAUUUAAAAAGAAUUAUUUAA